GCCCUCAACAAGAAACCUAUAUCCCCAAAACUACAACUUCCCUAAGGCUGUGCGCGGAUUGUCCCCUCCAAGACCGGAAGUUGCCCCGGGCUUUUUCCAGGGAUCAGAAAAAGUAGAGGAGGACUCUUCCCCGCCCUUGGGCUACGUUUCCGCAGCAGCUGCUGGGUCGCUCGCUUCAGGGUGGGACCACGUCAAGAAAAAAAAAAGGAAAACAUGCAAAGAAACGAUCCCUCUGGAUAAACUGGCCCCCAGAAACUACUGAGAGAAUGGCAUCUUUUAAAAGAAAUCUCAGACAAGAAUUGAUUUCCCAGUUUCACUCUUCUGCUGCAGAAGGAAACAUCAGCAACUUGACAAUAAUCCUCAGUCAGUAUCCAUUUCUCAUAAAUGAAACUUCUGAAAAUGGUUGGACUGCUCUGAUGUAUGCUGCAAGAAAUGGGCAUCCACGUGUUGUUCAGUUUCUGCUGGAAAGGGGGUGUGACAGGUCCAUUGUCAAUAAUUCUAAGCAGACUGCACUGGAUAUUGCCACGUUCUGGGGCUAUAAACAUGUAGCUACCUUACUAUCUAAAGCCAUGGGUAUACAGAAACCAUUAAUAGUGCUCAAUAAAGUGGAAGAAUUUGAAAAUUAUUUUAGUAGGACACUCCUAGACAGGAAAAGUGAGAAAAGAACGAAUUCAAUGUGGCUAUCAAUGAAACAAAUCCAUCCAGAUACAGUCUAUAUCCUUUUCUCAGAUUUAAGUCCAUUGGUUACAUUGUCUGGACAACAGCCAGAAGUGAGGCUUUGUCGCUUGAGCUACAUGCAUAUAAAGGAUUAUUUAACAAAUAAUGAUAAUGCCAUACUAGUUUUUCUUGGAGUAGAACUUGGAACAAAAAGGGAAUUUGUUAAUGAUAAUACAGGGGAAGACACAAAAGAGGAUGAGGAUGGGUGGGUUGCUUGGUUUGCCCUUGGUAUAGAUGCCAUCUCUGCUGAAGAGUUCAAACAAAGACAUGAAGAUUGUUACUUCCUUCAUCCUCCAAUGCCUGCUCUCCUACAGUUGAAAGAAAAAGAAGCUGGGGUAGUAGCUCAAGCAAGAUCUGUUCUUGCAUGGCAUAGCCGAUAUAAGUUUUGUCCAACAUGUGGAAGUGCAACUAAAAUUGAAGAAGGUGGCUAUAAAAGAGUAUGUUUAAAUGAAGACUGUCCAAGCCUUCAAGGAGUUCACAAUACAUCCUAUCCAAGAGUUGAUCCAGUAGUAAUCAUGCAAGUUCUUCAUCCUGAUGGGAACAAAUGCCUUUUAGGUAGGCAGAAAAGAUUCCCUCCUGGCAUGUUUACAUGUCUUGCUGGAUUCAUCGAACCUGGGGAGACAAUAGAAGAUGCUGUAAGAAGAGAAGUAGAAGAAGAAAGUGGAGUCAAAGUUGGCAAUGUUCAGUAUAUCUCUUGUCAGCCUUGGCCAAUGCCCUCCUCCUUAAUGAUUGGUUGCUUGGCAGUUGCUUUGACUACAGAAAUUAAAGUUGACAAGAAUGAAAUAGAGGAUGCUCGCUGGUUCUCUAAAGAACAGGUUAUAGAUGUUCUUUCCAAAGGAAACCAACAGUCAUUCUUUGUGCCACCAAGUAGAGCUAUUGCACACCAGCUAAUCAAAUACUGGAUCGGGAUGAAUUCAAACCUUUAAAUUCAAGAGCCUGACUUUGCAACACAUUAUUUUGCUUCUGAUUACUGAUUAGUCUUAAGUCAAUUAGAAAUAUUUGGUGAUCUUCUGAAAUGUCAAAAUUUGAUCCAUUGUAGCUUUCUGGAAUUUUAUCUUGAGUACAGUCCAUUUUAGGAACAGAAAACAGAAUUAAUUUCUAAAUGUCACAUGAUUGCCUCAGAUUUUCUUAAAGUAGGUAUAAUUCUCACAACUACCUUUUUUUUGUAGUAGUACAUAACAACUAUAUCUUAUUAGAACCAUAUCUCUCUCUAGUGAAAGAUGUUUUCCUUAUAAUAAAAAAACUCAUGACUUUUAAGUCAUAAGAAUAAAGAUACAGAAAUUCCAAAACUAAAUUCUAUUCUUGGCUAUUCUAACAUUUAUAUUUGGUCUUAGAUAUAUCAUUUAAAUUGCAUUUCAUUUCUUCAUCUAAGAAUUGAUAAUAUAUCAGAAAAAUUAUUUUCAGUGAGUAUUACUUUAUUUUACAUUUUCAUCUUUUUUAACCUUAAGAUGCCUUGUAGUGUCAUCAUAUUUUCACUUAAUUAUUCAUCAGAUUGCCCCAAACAUAUGCACAUGAAAAUUCAUUUUAAUAGCAAAAGUUGUUAUUAAUAUGCUACUACUUUAGUCUAAGCUAAUCUAAUUUAAGCAUUUUUAUAUCAGACAAAGACUGACCAGUGUUGUUAGUGAUACCAAAAUGUCAUGUUAUCUUGUAAGAAGAAUCAUUCUGAAGCGUAAUUGUAUGGGAUAUAAUUCAAAACCUGAAAUGAAUCUUAGGGACUUAGAUGUCCAUAGCGGGGAAAUGCUUUAUUUCAACUUUGAAAUGAAAACUUUUAAAAGGCUAUAGAAUACAUUCUUGAUAAAUUGUUCUCUAUAAUAAAAGAUAUGUGGGUAUUUUUAUGUGUGCUAUAACAUGUCUCCAUUAGUUAAAAAAAUUAUAAAAAGUAUAUUAAAAUACACAAUUCAACUACACUUAAAAGCAUUAUAAAGAUAUAUUUAUAUACGAACUUUUUAAUAUACACUUGGCAUACUUCAUAGAAUUUUGAGAUGAAAGAAGCAUUAGUGAUAAUCUCAGUAAACUCUUUUAGUAGAAACUGAGACAUGAAGGAAAGUAACAUGCCAUGGUCACAUAGAUAGCUAGUGACUGCCAUCCAAGAUUUGAUCCCAAAUUCUCAGAUUGAUUCACUGCUCUUUCGAGAAUACCAGACUGCUUUCUAAUAUUGCAAUAUUUGUAAUAGAGUAAAUUUUUCCAUUUUUUAAUUUUAUGUCUUAAGCCUUAUUGUAAAGUACAACAUUAAAUACAUUCUGAAAUUCUUUUAUAAAUCACAUUAGAAAAAUUAAAAUUUAAAUCACAGAAUGUGACUUCCUUUUCAAGAACUAGAAAAGAGACUUUAGGAAACAUCUCAUUCCAAUCCAAGAGAAAUUAAAUGACUUGCCUUGAUGAAGCUGGGAUAUAUAGACUAAAUUAACACUCAAAGAAUAGAUGUCCAGAAAUUAAAAUGGAAUUCUCUUCUAUCUAUUCAAAAUCAAAAUUUAAGAUACAUAUAGCAUACAAUCUAAAUAAGACAACCUUUUUUGGGGAAAAAAUUUAUCAGCAUUGUUUCUUAGUAAUUGAUAUGAAAUUUUAACAUAAAUUAAAAUCCAAAUGAAAACUUACACGGUACAUUCCAGUGCCUUUUAAAAUUAUAGAUUAACAUUUUUUAAAUCAUUUUUUAUUAUAAAUUAUAGUGAACAGAAUUAAAUUUUCCUUACAAAUAGUAAGUUCUAAAAAUAAUAUUUAAAUUAUAUUUUUAAUACUUGCAGAUUUCUAAAGGUACAUGGUGGAAAUUGUGAUUUCCAUAACGCUUAAAUAAAAAUGCUAAACAGCAUAAUUUAAUUAUUUAAAAGAUGGAAUUAUAAAAUUACAAAUUUGGGGCUAUUUUCUCAGGGAAAAUAAGUAUCUGAGUAAUUUUUAUAAUUAUUCUUCAGUUGUCCACCUCUGAGAGGUGAUAUCCAAAUAUAAAUAAACAAUGUAGCCAGUCAGAAAGGAGGAGGCUGUGUAAGCACCAUAUAUGUAUUCUGUUUUAAAUGUCUGUAUUAAUAUAUUAAAAGAUUUACUCAUGCAUUUUC
Molecule: messenger RNA, 3761 nt
Organism: Gracilinanus agilis (Agile Gracile Mouse Opossum)
Lineage: Eukaryota; Metazoa; Chordata; Mammalia; Didelphimorphia; Didelphidae
Gene: NUDT12
Product: nudix hydrolase 12
Exons: 8
Coding region: 267-1643 (458 amino acids)
Biological process (GO): NADP+ catabolic process; NAD+ catabolic process
Cellular component (GO): cytosol
Molecular function (GO): protein binding; metal ion binding; NADH pyrophosphatase activity
Source: RefSeq, a predicted model, not a curated record